AGGUAGGUAUAUAAGACCAGCCCCGACCCGACCAAGAAUGUUUCGAGAGAACGCUCAAGUCAAUAAACCCAAGAUAGUCAAGACACGCUCAGCCCACGCUUGAAAAAACAAACACCCAGUUCCAGUUCAGCAAAGCUUGAGUAUGGAGGGAGACAGGUGGAAAAGAACCACAAACAAGGCAGACCACAGCCAUACCUAUCUAGACAAAACCCGGCCCCAAGACCGCAACUCACCUCCCGAACCAUACUCUUUCUCUCAGUCUCAUGUGAUGCUCCAAGCAACGAAUUCACAGAUAAAGUCUUGCUUUCCUUUUUUUAUUCUUUUUCUUUUUUGUUUAUGCUCGCUCCUCCUGUCCUUCAAGCAUAUAGUAAUAGUAAUAGUAGUAUAGUCCCGUUGGUAUCCCGUUCUAUAAGUCCAUGAUGCGCAAACAAAACAGGAAAAUAACAUACGGGAGUGUAUAUACGGGAAAAAGGCGGACGGCGAUA
Canariomyces notabilis is the source of this 485-nucleotide messenger RNA. RefSeq lists its product as uncharacterized. Lineage: Eukaryota; Fungi; Ascomycota; Sordariomycetes; Sordariales; Chaetomiaceae. The coding region runs from base 143 to 388 and encodes 81 amino acids. The transcript has a single exon. The record is from RefSeq and is a predicted model, not a curated record.